Mustela erminea (ermine) is the source of this 2553-nucleotide messenger RNA. It is a transcript of the gene KLHL31, whose product is annotated as kelch like family member 31. The record is from RefSeq and is a predicted model, not a curated record. Gene Ontology annotation, biological process: negative regulation of protein phosphorylation. The transcript has 3 exons. Lineage: Eukaryota; Metazoa; Chordata; Mammalia; Carnivora; Mustelidae. Gene Ontology annotation, molecular function: protein binding. Gene Ontology annotation, cellular component: nucleus; cytoplasm. The coding region runs from base 436 to 2340 and encodes 634 amino acids.
GACGGACUCUUGACUUACUUAUUUUUUUGUUUAAACAGCUGAGCAGGCCAAGAAACCCAACCCCUCUCCACCAACCAGAGCCCCGCCUCUGCCCCAGGAGGCCUGGAGUUGAAGGCCAAAGAGGGAGAGGGGACUGUACUCUGGGUGGGGGAGCGUGGGCUCUGCUGCCUCAUCCAGUAGGACCGCAAGGGUCACUCUAAAAAUUGCUGCUGCUGGGACUCCUCAGGUGGCUGCUGGUGGCUCCUCACUGCAGUUUCCUUUCCCUCCGUCCCUCUCUCUCCCCACAGAUUGCUUCCCAAGAGGAGCCUCCUGCUGAAAACUCAUCAUUACACAUCCCGACACCACACAAGAGGGUAAGGAGCUGGGACCACGAUCUCCAAUUCCUGACUUCUAGAUUCUAGGCAAUAUCUUGCCUGUGACAGUGUGUUUGCCAACAUGGCCCCCAAAAAGAAGACUGUGAAAAAGAGCAAAGGAGAUAUUAAUGAGAUGACCAUAAUCGUAGAAGAUAGCCCUCUGAACAAACUAAACACUUUGAAUGGGCUCCUAGAAGGAGGCAAUGGCUUUAGCUGCCUUUCUUCUGAAUUAACAGAUGCUUCUUAUGGCCCCAACCUCUUGGAAGGCUUAAGUAAAAUGAGGCAGGAGAACUUCCUUUGCGACCUAGUCAUUGGCACCAAAACGAAGUCCUUUGAUGUUCACAAGUCAGUGAUGGCUUCGUGCAGUGAAUACUUCUACAACAUCCUAAAAAAAGACCCAUCUACCCAAAGGAUAGAUCUCAACGAUAUCUCACCGCUGGGCCUGGCUACUGUCAUUGCAUAUGCCUAUACUGGAAAGCUGACGCUCUCUUUGUAUACUAUAGGAAGCAUUAUCUCUGCUGCUGUCUAUCUUCAGAUCCAUACCCUUGUAAAGAUGUGCAGUGAUUUUCUGAUACGAGAGAUGAGUGUUGAGAAUUGCAUGUACAUUGCUAACAUUGCUGAAACAUACUCCCUGAAAAAUGCCAAAGCAGCAGCCCAAAAAUUUAUCCGGGAUAACUUCCUUGAAUUUGCAGAAUCAGAUCAGUUUUUGAAACUUACAUUUGAGCAAAUUAAUGAACUUCUCAUAGAUGAUGACUUACAGUUGCCUUCUGAAAUAGUAGCAUUCCAGAUUGCAAUGAAAUGGUUAGAAUUUGACCAAAAGAGAGUGAAAUAUGCUGCAGAUCUUCUGAGCAAUAUCCGCUUUGGUACCAUCUCUGCACAAGACCUGGUCAAUUAUGUUCAGUCUGUACCAAGAAUGAUGCAAGACGCUGAUUGUCACAAACUUCUUGUAGAUGCUAUGAACUACCACUUACUUCCAUAUCGUCAAAACACAUUGCAGUCUAGGCGCACAAGAAUCCGCGGGGGCUGUCGAGUCCUCGUCACUGUUGGGGGACGUCCAGGCCUUACGGAGAAGUCCCUUAGUAGAGACAUCCUGUACAGAGACCCUGAAAAUGGAUGGAGCAAGCUUACAGAAAUGCCAGCCAAGAGUUUUAAUCAGUGUGUGGCUGUGAUGGAUGGAUUUCUUUAUGUGGCUGGUGGUGAAGACCAGAAUGAUGCUAGAAACCAAGCCAAGCAUGCAGUCAGCAAUUUCUGCAGAUACGAUCCCCGCUUCAACACCUGGAUCCACCUGGCCAACAUGACCCAGAAGCGCACGCACUUCAGCCUGAGCGUGUUCAACGGGCUCCUGUACGCCGUGGGCGGCCGCAAUCCCGAAGGCAGCCUGGCCUCGCUCGAGUGCUACGUGCCCGCCACCAAUCAGUGGCAGCCCAAGACGCCCCUGGAGGUGGCGCGCUGCUGCCACGCCAGCGCGGUCGCCGACGGCCGCGUGCUGGUGACCGGCGGCUACAUCGGCAGCGCGUACUCGCGCUCCGUGUGCGCGUACGACCCCACCGGCGACUCGUGGCAGGAGCUGCCGGGCCUCAGCACGCCGCGAGGCUGGCACUGCGCGGUCACGCUGGCCGACCGGGUGUACGUGAUGGGGGGCAGCCAGCUGGGGCCGCGCGGGGAGCGCGUGGACGUGCUGACCGUGGAGUGCUACAGCCCGGCCAGCGGCCAGUGGAGCUACGCGGCGCCGCUGCUGGUGGGCGUGAGCACGGCGGGCGCCUCGGCGCUGCACGGCCGCGCCUACCUGCUGGGGGGCUGGAACGAGGGCGAGAAGAAGUACAAGAAGUGCAUCCAGUGCUUCAGCCCGGAGCUCAACGAGUGGACGGAGGACGACGAGCUGCCCGAGGCCACCGUGGGCGUGUCCUGCUGCACCCUCUCGAUGCCCAACAGCGUGACCCGGGAGUCCCGAGCCAGCUCGGUGUCCUCGGUGCCAGUCAGUAUCUGAACCCAGGUAGCUGCGGGGACGCAGGAAGGGCAAACAGGCGUUCGUGGGUUCGCGGAAAGGAAAAUACGUAACAUUUACUACAAUGAUUGUAUCUUACGCCGUAUCGAGGCGUCUGUCUUGGUAGUUUUGAAUUCCUGGUAGGGCGGGCGUAAUCUACCUCUUUAAAAAAAAAAAAAAAAAAAAAAAAAAGGCAAAAUACGGGGCCCUGGCCAA